UCGGUUUAGUGCAGCCCCGCCGCCGCCGCCGCUGCUGCUGCUGCUCGUCUGGAUUCGCCCUGCUGGAUCUGCGGUGGAUUGAUUGAUUUUUGGGGGUCUUUGGCCGAGCGGGAGGGGUGAUCUGCCCCGGCUCCUGUGCCUCCGGGGAGCUCUGCUUUGGAUUUGGGGAGGGGGGCGAAGCUUGGCUCUGCCUGCCUUCUCUCCCAUCCCGCCGCCCCCCUUUUUUCCCUCUUUCUCCAGACCCGAACUUGAGAUUCAUCGCAGCGGGGCUGGUGUCCUUUUUUUUUUCCCCCGUCUUUUUUUUUUGCCCCCCUCCCCGUUUUUCUCCUCUUUCUGGUCUUCUUUUUCCUCUCUCCCCCCCCCCCAAAGAGGGGCGCCGUUUGUCAAGGUCACUGUGGAUUUAUCUUUGGGUUUUUGCCUGCCUCUGGAUGUGGAUUGCCCCCUGGGUGGCUUUCUCCUGCCUUAGCUUGGAUCGCCCCUGGCUCUCUUUUCCAGGGCUGCUGGAUUAGCUUUCUGGGCUCUCUCCUCCUUUGGCUGCCCUUUUGGUUCCUUUGGAUUUCAUGAGCCAGAAGAAAAAAGCAGCUCCGAGCCAGAGAAAGAGGCUGCUGGAUCCUACAAAAAAAUCCCAAUAAGACUGAAUUGUGUGUUUUGGGGUCUUAAACUCGGCUGGCUUUGGAAAUGGAUGGCAAGAUCAGACAAAGCAGGAAAUCCCGAUCCCAAAGGGAUCGGGUGAGGCGCAGAGACCCCAACGGCAGGGAUAGACUUCACCAAAGCCCCUCCUCAACCUCCGAAAGGGAAGCCAGUCCUGGCAAAGAGAAUACAAGCCAAAGUGGUCUGCUUCCCAAGAGCCAGGCUUCUGCGGGCAGAAAUGCCAGACCUCCGAGGCGGCGGAGGCGGGAAUCCAGUUCCCAGGAAGAGGAUUUAAUUGAUGGAUUUGCCAUCGCCAGCUUCAUCACCAUGGAAGCCUUGGAGAAGGACAUGUCACUGAAGCCUCAGGAGAGAAAAGAAAAAUGGGAGAGACACCCAGGGAAGAAACUUCGGGAAAGCGAACAUUGCGUCUCAGCCGAACCGAGCGAAAACGGGCACAGUAACGAUGCCGGCAGUUCGGGGAGAGAAACGGAUCGAGGGAAAGAGAGAGUGAAAAAGAAAAUCCCGCUGAAGGUCCAGAAACAGAUGAAGAUCCCAGCGAGACGGGGUGGCAGGAACAGUGAAGAUGACAGCAUCCGGGAAGCCACCAGUUCCCAGCUAAGUAGCUCCAGGGACUGCCUCAGCGAUAGUUCUGCUCAAUCGUUGUCCGGAAAGGGCUAUUCGUGCGACAGCGAGAGUGAUAUUGACGAUAAGAAUUCAGCGGACCUGGAGCUACCUCAUAUCAGGAGCGGCUUGGUAGCGAACAAGGCAUCAGAAGGAUCCGAGAAGCUGUUUUCCCCUCCAGCAACGAAAGGUCCCACCUCGAAUGACAAGGCCGAAACAAAAGCAGGAAACAUCCCUAAAGUGUCUGGGCUAGAACGCAGCCAGGAACUGAACACAGACGUGCCCUUUGUUCUACCCCUCUCCAGCCCACCACCUGCCACCACAGUUGUGACGUCCAGCUCUUCUGUACUCACCUCAAGCACUCGGCCUAGCCCACUGUUGAAAAAGGAGCCGUUGAUCCCAGCACCAGCACCUCCGAGGCUCACCCCUCAGCCACAGCCUCGGCCUCAGUCGCAACCUCAGCCUCGGCCACAGUCACAACCUCAGUUGUUGCCUGAGCUUCGGACACAGUUGCCAAGUCAUAUCCCUCCUCCUCUCGGCUACCAAGUUCAUCACCAAGUGGCCCACAACGGACUCAAUAAUAUCAGCAGAAGCAGCAGCGCCAGCAGUGCCACAAGCAUUAGCCUCCCCAAGCAUCUUUCUCUCUCCCCGCAGAUCCCGCCCCACCACUCCUCCGGCCCCGUGGUGCCCCUUUCCAUCUCCAACCUUGCCGCUUCACACUUCCCUCUCCGCUCACAAUCCCAACAUCAGCACCAUCCGGCCAUGUUCGCCCCCCCUCCCACGCUGCCGCCCCCACCUCCAGCCUUGCCCACCAACAGCCUUGUGAUCCCAGGUCACCCUGCAGAUACCAGCCUGUUGAUAUCAUUCAACCAACCAAUCAUGUAUUGCCAGCCUCAUUCGGGGAUUCUGAUUGGUACAUUGUCACAGGCAUCUCUCUUACCUCCACCAAUGAGUUCUCACGUAGAAAACCAUCACAGCAUGACGUGCAGAAAUAGGGAAUGCCAGUUCGACAAGUACGCUCCCAAGCUGGAUAACCCUUACUUCCGCCAUUCCAACUUCUUUCCAAGUUACCCCCCAAAUGUGCCAGGAAUGCCUUCCAUGCUCCCCCACCCAGGUCCUUUUGGAUCCCUCCAAGGAGCAUUUCAACCCAAGACUUCGAAUCCCAUUGAUGUGGCCAGCAGGCCUAGCACAGUGCACCACACGCUGCUGCAGAAGACACCUGGGGUGUCUGACGCCUAUCGGGCUCCUGUACGAGUAAGUAAGAAGCCUGGAAAAUGGUGUGCAGUCCACGUGCAGAUUGCUUGGCAGAUCUACCAUCACCAACAGAAGAUCAAGCAGAUGCAGCUGGAUCCCCACAAGCUCGAAAUCGGCGGAAAACUUGACCUCUUCAGCAGACCGCCAGCUCCCGGAGUCUUUCCUGGUUUCCAUUAUUCUCAAGAUCUUGCCCGACCCCUUUUCUCCAGCACAGGGUCUGCUCAUCCGAACUCCACUCCAUUCGGAACCUCGCCUCAUCAUAGCAGCUUCCUGCCCACCAGCCAUUUGGCAGGUAGGUAUCCGUUUAGCAGGUCAAGCACCUUCAGCGGCCUUGGAAACUUAAGCAGCAAUGCCUUUGGCGGAUUAGGCAGUCAUACUUUGAGUCACAGCAGCCUCUUUGCUCACAAAGAUGGACCGGCAGUCCAGGGCUUCAGCAGCCCCCACGAGCCCUGGAACCGGCUGCACCGGACGCCACCCUCUUUUCCCACACCGCCUCAGUGGCCCAAGCCAGGCGACUCCGAGCGCAGUUCCUCCGUGACGAAUCAUGACAGGGACCGAGACAUUGAAAAGAGGGAUCUUUCCUCAAGUAAAGAAGAGAGAGAGAAGGAGAGGGAUCUUCUGGAUAAAAGUAGGCACUCGAACCGUUCCUCGCCCGCUUCCGCACCCGUGACUCACCAGAUCAGUAACCUCAUCCGUAGCAACAGCCAGGCUGCAAGCGAUUCUAUCCGGCAAGUUGCCCUCCUCGACCGAGACAGAUCGAAAGAUCUGGAGAGAGAGAUUCCUGACCGGCUCAGAGAUCCUCCUCCGGUGGCAGACCAGAAGAUCAAAGAAAGCCGCUCCCCUGUGAAGGAACCUCCAAGCCAUGAAAAGAGAUCCCUGGAGGACAACACCAAGCCGGUAAUCCAGUCGGUCUCUCCAUACAGCAAACCUGCCUUGAGCGAAAGCUUGAAACUCAGCAACCUGAUGAACAAGGACGUGGAGAGAAAGCCAGAGCUUCUGACGGACCUCCAGAAGAUCAAGAACGACAUCAAAGUCAAAGAAGAGCGUAAAGAGGAAGGUGACGUCUUGGUUGUGAGUUCAGAAUCUUCACAGCAUCCGAGAGGCACCGAGCACCCACCACCCCCUUCUUUGCACGGGUUACCCCUGCCCCACACCAUGGCCACCACCAUGCCCAUCUCCAUGGGCAGCGUCCAUCAGAUGAACACCAUGAACGUUCUGGAACGUAGCCGGAUGAUGACCCCGCUCAUGAGCAUGAACUCGCUCACGGGACGGGAGAGGCUACCCCACCCAGGGUUCUCCUGGGACCCCAUGAGGGACCCCUUGCGCGACGCCUACCGGAGCUUAGACCUCCACCGCCGGAUGGACUUCCAGCUCCGAGCAGAUCCCAUCCAUAGGUUUCCCACCACUUCGGGAUUUUACGAUCACGAGCGCUCCUACCGAGACCGCGAGCCUCACGACUACAACCACGAGAACCUUCUGGAAGCCCGCCGGGAACAGGAGCGGCUCCGGCAAGCGGAAGAGAGGGAGAGGUUGCACUUACGGGAAGAACUCGAGCGUGCCAGAAUGCACCACUUGCACACGUCCCCCAUCGAAAGCCACCUGGCCCACAUGCCUUCCUUCAUGUCUCACCUCAGCAGCAUGCAUUACCCCAGACUCAGCCCUUCGGCCGCCAUGCACAACGGGAUUUUGAACAGGAACCCGCCCACCGCCGCGCUCAGCGCCCCGCCCCCAUUGGUCCCAGCUAGUAGUACGAGACCCUCCUCCCCCCGUCGGACUACGCCACUCACGAACCCGGAAUCCCGGGAUUAUUCCCCUUCUAAAAAUCCCAAAGAAGUCGAAGCACGAUAAUUCCUGGCCCCCCCACCUACCUGCAGGAUGAAUUUUUUUUUCCAAACUCACCUGUGAAAUACAGGAGGACGGGGGGAAGCACCCACCCACCCAUAUUUUGUUUUGUUUUGUUUUUAAAAUGCACUGCUGUAAACUUUUUUUUACAACUGUAAAAAUUUGUAGAAAUGAAGCACAGUUGCAAAAGCGAUGGAGGGGAGGGGACUGGGGGAGGCGUGGAAGGGGGCGUCCGAGGUUAAAAAUCUUCUGACUGCACGGUUGCUGGAAAAAAACAUGGAAAUUUUAAUAUAUAGGUCUUGAUUUUUUUUUCUUGUUUCCUGGUUUUAUUUUUUUCUCCCUCUUUGCUUCUGUGCUGAGUUAAACUAUUAUCAGGUUUUUGUGUGUAUGUAUACAUAUAUAUAUAUAUGUGUGUGUGUGUGUGUGUAUGUAUAUAUAUAUACAUAUAUAUAUAUAUAUAUAUAUAUAUAUAUAUAUAUAUACACACACAUACAUAUAUAUAUAUACAUAUAUAUAUUGCCCCAAAUGCCAGGAACAUUUUUAAUGAAUGUAUUGUUUUUUUUAAAAAAAAAUUGUGCUUUUUGUUCACACACACACACACACACACACAAAGAAAAGAAAAAAAAGUUUUGUUUCUAGUUUAAAUUUUGUGGCCUCAGAUCCUUAAGUAAAAAAAAACAAAAAAAACCAUCCAGGGUUUCUUAAAAGUAUUAUUUAUGGAGAUAACUGUAAUUUCAUACAGUCCACUGUGAGGUUCCUGAAUUAAGGCCACGGUUUCUCUGGUACUUUGAAAUUGAAGUUACAGAUAUAUAUAUAUAUUAAAAAAAUAAUUAAUAAUAAUAAUAAUUAAUAAUAAUGUACAAAAACUGUUUUGUUUUUUGCCUUAUAUUAUGGAGAAAAAUUAGAAUUUUUUUUUUGACUUCUUGUUUUAAAAACAGCAACAGAAGAAAGCAACAUGUAAAUAUUCUGUUAAUAUAAAUGUACACCAAUAUUGAAUUCUUAACAUAGGUAGACUUUAUAAAAAAAAAAACGGUUU
Crotalus tigris (Tiger rattlesnake) is the source of this 5383-nucleotide messenger RNA. It is a transcript of the gene FBRSL1, whose product is annotated as fibrosin like 1. Lineage: Eukaryota; Metazoa; Chordata; Lepidosauria; Squamata; Viperidae. The record is from RefSeq and is a predicted model, not a curated record. Bases 679 to 4353 code for a protein of 1224 amino acids. The transcript is spliced from 20 exons.